Messenger RNA from Diospyros lotus (date-plum), 1108 nucleotides. Its product is annotated as probable calcium-binding protein CML23. The record is from RefSeq and is a predicted model, not a curated record. Bases 8 to 739 code for a protein of 243 amino acids. The transcript has a single exon. Gene Ontology annotation, molecular function: calcium ion binding. NCBI's taxonomy places the organism in Eukaryota, Viridiplantae, Streptophyta, Magnoliopsida, Ericales, Ebenaceae.
ACUUGUUAUGACUGGCAGUGGCACCUACAGCUACCCAAUCAUUCAUUCAGUCAUUCAUUUCUCUUUCUUCUUCUAUUUCUUCUUCUCUACUUUUCAUCCAUUUUUUGUUCAGUUUUUAUCAUCCAAUUCCUCCCUUCACUAUUACAGUUCCAACACCAAUCUCUCUCUCCCUCUCUUCUCCAUGGCCGAUCCUUUCUGUACUUGCUUGACCAAAACAGUUCAACAGCUCAAGGCCUUGCGCCGCAGGCUCAGGCAACGCAAGAAAACGAAGCCCGAGGGUAGCCUCCUCUCCGAUUCCAACCAGCUCCGACAAGUUUUCGACUUCUUUGACGCCAAUGGCGACGGCAAGAUCUCCCCUCUGGAGCUGCGCCAAGUCCUGCUCCGCCUGGGCCACGACCACUCCGCCGCGGCCGCCGAAGCCCAAGUCAUGGUUUCUGAAAUGGACGGCGACGGCGACGGCUUCGUCAACUUCGACGACUUCACCAAGGUCGUGAGCUUCGACGACAAGGAGGGCAACGAACUGGAAAGCGGCCUGGUGGACGCUUUCCUGGUCUUCGACGCCGACAGGAACGGCUUCAUAUCGGCGGGAGAGUUGCAGAGGGUUCUGGUGGGCCUGGGAAUCUGCCGGAGGUGCAGCCUGACAGAGUGCCGAGAAAUGAUCAAAGGGGUGGAUAAGGAUGGCGAUGGGUUCGUGGAUUUCGAGGAGUUCAGGUCGAUGAUGAUGAUGAUGGCAGCUUGAGCCUUUGUGAGGAUUGGAAUUUAAUUUAGUUAUCAGUGUAGUGUUUGUGUUGUAUUGGGUGUACGUAAACUGUUGACUGUUCCUUUGGUUUGUGUAGUAGUAGGAGGAGGAGGAGGAAGCGGCGUCCGGCGUCCGGCGUCCGUAAAUAAUUAUUAGGCAGAUGGAACUGUCCUUUUCUUUUGCUGCAACACUGCAAAAAUAUCUAAUGAGCUUUCCCCCAACUUCCCUUUCAUUUCUUCUAUUAUUUGGAUAAAGUUGAAAGAUUUUUAUGUAAGCUUAAAGCAGCAGCCCACAUUGUCUUGAGUUUUCAUGUACCCAUGUGAACUUCUUGUCUGGAGCAGAGAGGUAAUAAGAACCAAGUAAGUGUAC